GGCGACUGGGGGAGGGGGUGACGAGCCCCGGCUCAGCACCUCGGAGAGCUCCCUCCCCGGCCUUGUUUUGCUUCGGGAUCGCUGCCGGGGGAGGGAGCGAAGGGGCCGGGCACUAGGAGUCGAGGCCGAGGGAUGGCAGUGAAGAGGUCGAAGGGCCCCGGGGGGCAGAAGGCCCAGCCGUGAUCCUGCGAGGGGGCCGGGGCUCCGGGUGGGGUGGGGGGCAGCGGGUGGCGGCAGCAGUGGCCUCACAUCUGAAUGGAAGCGAGCUUUGUCCAGACCACCAUGGCUCUGGGGCUGCCCUCCAAGAAAGCAUCUUCUCGCAACGUGAUCGUGGAGCGCAGGAACCUGAUCACCGUGUGCAGGUUCUCUGUGAAAACCUUGCUGGAGAAAUACACAGCAGAACCCAUCGAUGAUUCAUCUGAGGAGUUUGUUAAUUUCGCAGCCAUUUUGGAGCAGAUCCUCAGUCACCGGUUUAAAGCUUGUGCCCCAGCAGGUCCAGUGAGCUGGUUCAGCUCAGAUGGGCAACGGGGCUUCUGGGACUACAUCCGACUGGCCUGCAGCAAGGUGCCCAACAACUGUGUGAGCAGCAUCGAGAACAUGGAGAACAUCAGCACAGCUCGAGCCAAGGGCCGGGCAUGGAUCCGGGUGGCUCUGAUGGAGAAGCGUAUGUCAGAAUACAUUACCACAGCUCUUCGGGACAACCGAACCACCAGACGGUUCUAUGACUCCGGAGCCAUCAUGCUGCGGGAAGAAGCCACUGUCCUUACGGGGAUGCUGAUUGGGCUCAGCGCCAUCGACUUCAGCUUCUGUCUAAAGGGCGAAGUUCUGGACGGGAAGACACCGGUGGUCAUCGAUUACACGCCCUACUUAAAGUUCACCCAGAGCUACGACUACCUGACGGACGAGGAGGAGCGGCACAGCGCAGAGAGCAGCACCAGUGAGGACAACUCUCCUGAGCACCCCUACCUGCCUCUGGUCACCGACGAGGACAGUUGGUACAGCAAGUGGCACAAGAUGGAACAGAAGUUUCGCAUUGUCUAUGCACAGAAGGGAUACCUGGAGGAGCUGGUGCGUCUGCGCGAGUCGCAGCUGAAGGACCUGGAGGCGGAGAACCGGCGGCUGCAGCUGCAGCUGGAGGAAGCCGCAGCUCAGAAUCAGCGUGAGAAGCGGGAACUGGAAGGCGUGAUCCUGGAGCUGCAGGAGCAGCUGACAGGUCUGAUCCCCGGUGACCAUGCCCCCCUGGCCCAGGGUUCCAAGGAGUUCACUACACCUCUGGUCAACCAGUGGCCCUCCCUGAGCACACUCAAUAGGCCUGAGGGUGCCAGCAACUCCAAGCUCUAUCGGAGACACAGCUUCAUGAGCACCGAGCCGCUGUCUGCAGAGGCCAGCCUGAGCUCAGACUCCCAGCGCAUGGGAGAGGGCAAGCGGGAUGAGGAACCCUGGGGCCCCAUCGGGAAGGACCCCACGCCCUCCAUGCUGGGCCUCUGCGGCUCCCUGGCCUCCAUUCCCAGCUGCAAGUCCCUGGCGAGCUUCAAAUCCAACGAAUGUCUGGUGAGCGACAGCCCCGAGGGCAGCCCGGCACUCAGCCCGAGCUGAGGAGCGGCACGGGCAAUGCCAGCACCACCUGCCAGGGACCACAGACAACUGCCACCAUGACCCCAACCCAGGCAACCCUUCAAGAAUGCUGCCCACCUAGCUGAGGGUCUCCAGGGAAAGACAACCAAACCUCUUUCUCGCUUCUGCUUCAGGCCAGAGGCAGGAGCUGCACUGGGAAGUGGUGGGGCCAGGAGGGAGGGGCACCCGGGGCACAGGUAGCCAGGCCCCUGGGGAGGCUGGUGGUCCUGAAGCCUUCCUGGCUCCCUUUGCUCAUCUUCUACACCUGCCUCAGGAGCAGGUGGCCCAGCCCUGGCAUUCCUGCUGCCCUGCCUCUGGUCUGUUCCUGUGUACCCUCUGAAGUCACCCUUCCUUGGUACCUAUGUGGGGCGAGAAUAGCAAAUAAAAACCAGAGGACUGA
Microtus ochrogaster (prairie vole) is the source of this 2014-nucleotide messenger RNA. RefSeq names its product RUN domain containing 3A (gene Rundc3a). Lineage: Eukaryota; Metazoa; Chordata; Mammalia; Rodentia; Cricetidae. The record is from RefSeq and is a predicted model, not a curated record.